AUACUAACACUAUUCAAACUACGAUCACACUUAUGACUUGACACAAAAUAGAUUUUCUGUACCGUAAUACGUGUUGAUACGUGUGCGCCCAUGUUAGUUAAAAUAGCUGUAGUUAAUAGUGAGCUGAUCCAGCGAUAACGUGACAGGCAAAUAAUGUGAGUACUUGGAAAUAUUACCGUUCGUGUUUUAUUUUCGUUUUGUCUGAAACAGGAAGUAGCGGCGGGCGCUUUCGACAGGCUACUAGCUAACGGCUAACGCUCCCAGACGGGACUUUCCACACCGCCUGACUAAUUCAUUUUCUCACGGUACUGUGAAGGCCUGAAAAGGGACUCGUGUUACUUUUCUUCUUAAUUGACAUUUUUCAAUAGGGAUCUUGUUCUUGCAUCAUGGAGGCCUAAACGCCCUUACAGGAGAUGCCCUGAGGGAUGGGAGGUGUUUGAGACGUCGUGUGUGCUUGCUAAUGUGUUGUUGUUUUUAACUUAGAUUUUAUGUUUAAUUUGGAUGUGAUGCAGCACGGUGACGCGGUGGUUAGCACCUCAGCCUCGCAGUCUGGAGAUCCAAGUUGGAAUGUCAUCUCUCGCACCCUAAAAGUCAGCUGGGAUAGCCUCCAGCUCACUCGUGACCCUAAUGUGGGCAAAUGGGAUAGAAAAUAGAUGGAUGCUGCAGUUGUACAAGAUGAUUAAUUAUGAUCCAGGCUGAUUUUGAAUGUAGCACUUACUUACGCUGUGUCAUCAACACGAUGAUCUUGCCCUUUCCGUUUCUGUUUUACUGUCUUCUAAACUGCUUUCUGUGUGAGUGUGUGUGUGUGUGAGAGAGAGAGUGCCGUCUCAAACAUCUCCCCUCCCUGAGGGGCAUCUCCUCCUCCUCCCCGAAACAAAUGGAGACUCUUGUUCAACUGAAAAACAACCAGUUUCUGAUGGGCCUGUGUCGUAACGGCCCCCCGCCGGACCUGCAGUACGACAACUCUUCAGAGCUUUUCCGCAUCUCCACCUUUGCUCGCUUCCCGACGUCCGGCGUGACAGAGCGCAGCCUGGCCCGAGCCGGCUGGUUCUACACGGGCGUGGGCGACCGCGUGCAGUGUUUCCGCUGCAACGUGACGGCCGAGGGCUGGCUGGCCGGCGACUGUCCCAUCGAGAAACACCGGCAGCUGUCGCCUUCCUGCUCCUUCGUCCAGAGCCUCCCAUCCACCGCCAACCUGCUCUCCUCCUCCCACUCCGCCUUCUCCCCCCUCCGCAUCGGACCCGCCAUACCACUUCCUGGUCCAGGCCCAGCUCCUCCCAACCCUGCAGGAGCAGGUCAAGGGGAGGAGCCAGCGGGUUAUCUGAACAUGGGUUUCUCAGCCCCGCCCCCCUCCAGCCCGCUGAGCUCGCGUGGCGUGGAGGACAUGUCCCACCAGAGGCCGACGUGCCACAUCCCUGCCAUGCGGCGUGAGCAGGACCGCCUAGACUCCUUCCAGGGUUGGUCGCUGACCAUCAUCACCCCCGCCGAGCUCGCCAAGGCCGGCUUCUACUACCUGGGCUACGGCGACCACGUGGGCUGCUUCAGCUGUGGAGGACAGCUGAGUAACUGGGAGCCGGGCGACCGCGCCGCAUCCGAGCACCAGAGGCACUACCCCAACUGCCGCUUCGUGCGAGGCGACCGUGCCGACAACGUGUCUUUGGCGGCGGCGACCCUCAACAACGUUUCCAACGCCGCCAUGCAGCAGAGCGAAGAGCGGCUGCUCACCUUCGUCAACUGGCCCACUCGCAUCCCCGUCAGGCCAGAACAGCUGGCCAAAGCCGGCUUCUACUACGUGGGUCGCAAUGACGACGUCAAGUGCUUCUGCUGUGACGGAGGACUGCGGUGCUGGGAGUCUGGAGAUGAUCCCUGGGUGGAACAUGCUAAAUGGUUCCCGAGGUGUGAGUAUUUGCUCCAGGAGAAAGGUCAGGAGUUUGUCCACCAGAUUCAGGCCCGUUUCCCUCGGCUGUUUGAGCAGCUUUUAACAAAUGGUGACAGCAACUCCCGAGAGUUUGUGGACCCACCUGUGGUGCACCUCGGCCCCGGCGACGAGCGCUCGGAGGACGCUGUCAUGAUGAGCACACCCGUCAUCAAGUCGGCUCUGGAGAUGGGCUUUGAGCGCAGCCUGGUCAAGCAGACGGUCCAGAGCAAGAUCCUGACCAGCGGCGAGAACUACAGGACUGUGCAGGAGCUGGUCUCGGACCUGCUGAGCGCCGAGGACCAGAAGAGGGAGGAGGAGCGAGAGAUGCUUGCUGAGGCCAUGGCGUCAGAUGGUUUCACCUUUGUGAAAAGACACCAGGUUGCUCUGGUCCAGCGUCUGAAGAGCGUUGAACCAGUGUUGGAACAUCUACGAGAACAAAAUGUGUUGACUGCAGAGGAGUACAGUGGUCUGCAGGCACAGACGUCAGCACAGCAGCAGACCGCCAGGCUCAUCGAGCUCGUCCUCACCAAAGGCAAUGCAGCAGCCGAGGUCUUCCGCAACUGGAUCCAGAAGAAUGAUGUCCACCUGCUCAGAGACCUGAUGGCUCAGUCAAAUGAAGCAGCAUCCCCCAGUCAAGAUCUGUCAGGGCUUCCCAUGGAAGAGCAGCUGCGGCGCCUGCAGGAGGAGCGCACGUGCAAGGUGUGCAUGGACAAGGAAGUCAACAUCGUCUUCAUCCCCUGUGGACACCUGGUGGUGUGCAAGGAGUGUGCACCCUCCCUACGCAAGUGUCCCAUCUGCAGGGGUCUGGUGAAGGGCACCGUCCGAACCUUCCUGUCCUAAACAGAACCACCACCGUGUUCUAACACGAGUGUUGAUGAAUGUAAUCAAUAGGACGCCUUCACGCUUUUUCAUUACUAAAACCUUUGCAUUUCACCGUUGUGUAUGACAUCGCUUUAAAGGUGUUGUGAUGCUGAAAAUCUCAGUCAAACCUUUAUUGGUUUUGACAGCAGAAACAAUAAAAGAUAAUCACAUCAGCCUGUUAAGUG
Molecule: messenger RNA, 2964 nt
Organism: Dunckerocampus dactyliophorus (ringed pipefish)
Lineage: Eukaryota; Metazoa; Chordata; Actinopteri; Syngnathiformes; Syngnathidae
Gene: birc2
Product: baculoviral IAP repeat containing 2
Exons: 13
Coding region: 878-2758 (626 amino acids)
Biological process (GO): regulation of apoptotic process
Cellular component (GO): cytoplasm; nucleus
Source: RefSeq, a predicted model, not a curated record